Molecule: messenger RNA, 3414 nt
Organism: Cladocopium goreaui
Lineage: Eukaryota; Dinophyceae; Suessiales; Symbiodiniaceae
Source: the annotation of a GenBank genome assembly
AUGGCUGCCGUGGAGGCGGCAGUGCCUACGGUGCUGCCCAACUCAGAGGGAGAGCGCACUACGCCUAGUGUGGUAGCUUAUUCCAAGGAUGGGGAGAUUUUGGUGGGCACCACCGCCAAACGUCAGGCCGCAUUGAAUCCUUUGAACACCUUCGGUUCUGUGAAGCGAUGGUUUGGUCGCACCUUUGCCGAGGUGGAGUCUGAUGCGCGGUCGGUUCCCUAUCACCUGGUUGACAAAGAUGGGAAGGCGCGCUUGGACUGCCCCAAUCUGCAGCGGCAGCUGGCGCCCGAGGAGGUUUCGGCUCAGGUGCUGAGGAAGUUGCAAAGAGACGCUUCCGUGUUCCUGAACGCCGACGUGAAAAAGGCGGUGAUCACUGUUCCCGCGUACUUUGACGAUGCCCAGCGGCAAGCCACUAAGGCUGCAGGUACGUUGGCUGGACUCGAGGUCAUGCGAGUGUGCAACGAACCCACAAUGGCAGCCCUAGCGUAUGGUUUGGAUCAGAAGAAUUCGUCCAAUUUGUUGGUCUUCGAUUUGGGUGGCGGCACCUUCGACGUGUCGGUCAUGGAAGCGGGCGACGGCGUCUGCGAGGUUUUAGCCACCAAUGGUGAUACACAGCUGGGUGGCGAUGACUUUGAUCGAAGGAUUUUGGACUUCCUGCUGCAGCGCUUUCGAGAAGCCAACGACAAGAUGGAUCUCCGAGAGGACAAGCAGGCCAUGCAGCGUCUUCUGGAAGCGAGUGAAAAAGCCAAGGUGGAGCUCAGUUCGCUGAAUGAGGUUCGCAUCUCUGUACCCUUCAUCACUGCAGAUGAAGAUGGGCCGAAACACGUGGAGGAGGUCUUGACCCGCGAGCACUUUGAGGAGCUUUCAGAGGAUUUGGUUCAGCGCUUAGCUGACCCAGUGCUGAAGGCCCUAAAGGACUCGCGAGUGAGGCCCAGGAACCUGCACGAGGUGAUCUUGGUUGGGGGCUCAACACGCAUCCCUGCUGUGCAAAACCUCGCCAGGGAGCUGACCGCUUUCAAACCCAUCAACAUGUCCAUCAGCGCUGAUGAGGUGGUGGCGUUGGGCGCCUCGGUUCAGGCCGCAAUGAUUAGCGGCGAGGUGAAGGACAUCAUGCUGAUCGACGUGACACCUCUCACGCUGGGCGUGGAAACGGAGGGCGGGGUCUUCAGCGAGGUGCUGCCGCGUGGCAGCGCGGUACCCUGGCAGGCCAAGAGGAUCUUCACAACCUCGGCUGAUGCUCAAGAUGCUAUUGAGGUGGUGGUCCUACAGGGGGAACGGCCACUGGCCAAAGACAACAAGAAGCUGGGGAUGUUUCGCUUGGAUGACAUCCCCGCGGCUCCCAAAGGUGUUCCAAAGAUUGAAGUCACCUUUGACAUCAACGUGGAGGGGAUUUUGACGGUGUCGGCCAAAGAUUGGGGCACGAGCCAAGAGAAAUCCAUUCGGAUCGAGGAGACUGGGACAUCCGGGACGGGACUGCGUCGGCACGUACGGCUAUGGCUUGCCCUAUGUCAGUUGGUCUCUGCCGUCUCUGCGAACUGCGGAUCUCUCUACGAAAGUCGGGCAGCGAUGUGGCGAUCCAUGUCCCAGGCCAUGUCUGUCUACACCCCAGUGAAGCAUCGCCCGGAGUGGUAUUGGAAGGAGAUCUUUGAAAGGCGUCAGAUCGAGCCUCCCGGCCAUUCCGGCUAUGAGGAGACCUGGUUGGAUUUACUCUUCGGGCAGGCCCACGAUGAAAGCCUGGCAUGCCAGGUGAAUGAGGGCCGCCACUGGGAACUCGAACUUGACGUGCAAAAGCUCUAUGACGCAGUUCGUAUUUCUGACAGACCUUCUUUCAUGAUCCGUGCCGCAAAUGCUUUCAACAUCGCCCUCCCGACGCAGCGUUCCGAGCUGCCGCAGCACUUGCGGCUCUGCCUCUGCGUCCCCGCGACGUGCACGGCGGAGGAGGUGGUCGAGACGGUCUUUGCGGCGCAGUUCGCCGUGGAGUUCAUGGGGGACGAGCCAAAGAGCAUGCUGAAUGGCAAAAGCUUUCGAGAUGUGGUGGAAAUCUCUGAGUUGAGGGACUGGUCAGCCAUCAAUCUUGACUUUGUGAUUGGCGGAGUUGACAGCUGCGGGACCGCCUCCCUACACCUGAAUUUGGAGAAGCACUCAGAAGUCGCUUUCCUGACCUCCGAUGUUGACUACUUCUUCACCAAUAAAUUGGCACACCGGGUCUUGCCUCUGAAGGCACAGGUGGACGAGUACAAUGCUUUAGUGCUGGCUGCCAGGGAGGCAAAAGAGAGACUGACAGGCGUUACUCCUCUGGUAGGCGCCUGUGUUCCAGCUCUGUUUAGUACUGCCUUGGCGCGAAUCAAAAUGGCUUUGAUUCCGAACUUGAAACUGGUGAUGAUUCUUUGCGAUCCUCUCGGGCGAUUGGAGAAGGGCUUCAUGCACCAUCACCUGUGCUUCGCAGAUCUGGAAGAUGCGCAACGCCAGGGCCUUGCGGCGCGGGCCUCGCGGCAUGGCAGCUGCUAUGACAGUAGUGCGGCACUCUUGUAUGAGAAAGAGGGUGAGCUGCAAAGUUUUUGGGAAGAUCGACAGAUUGCACCCCACCUGCCGGCGGUGUUGCUGCGCUUCUAUGAGCGCAUCCUUUUCCUGCACCAGGAAGAAUUGCGAAGGGCUCCAGCUGAUGUGUUCAGUUCCCUGGCCGGUUUCCUGGGUGUCAAAGCUUUUCCCGACAUCGAGUUCCCUCGCUACAACUCCAUCGGCGGACACCGGACAGAUUUGUGCCGCAAUAUGACUUUGGUAAGGGCCUUGCAGCAGAACUUGGAGGCAGACUACCAGAUGCAGGAAAAGAUGAUGCAACUGAGCAAUCCCAAUAGAUCGCUGAUGGCCAGACUUCGACGAAGAUUGACGCGAUGUCAUGACAUCGAUCGCGUGAAGGACACGGCAUCCUUAGAGGAUCGCGAGGUGCAGCGCAUCUUGGACGAAGCGGAAGAGAAGUGGAACGAGGACGAAGAAGCGAAAUUCCAGCUGGAGCUAAGAUACGCUGCAGCAAAUCUCCUGGAACAGACGGACCUGAACCUGGUGGAGCUAGGCUACAAGGCUCCUACGGACGCGCGGCUGGCCUUGGAGCCCAAGAUGGAAGAAGUGAAGGUUUGCUUAGCCGAAGCCGAAGAGCAGGACUAUUUCAAAUUGAUGGACGCCGUGGAUUCCUUACGCUUUGAGCUGAUGAAAUUGGGUUUGCGAGUCUAUGGUAAGCAGGUGGCACCAGAUGGUGCUCCCGGACCCGCAAAGCCACGGCGGGAAGGAGGCGUCACAGGUGGUGGCUACAUCUUGAAGGAAGAUAGCGAACCCUACGAUGAUUCGUACCAGAAACAACAGGAAGAGAAGUGGAAGAACCUCCGCAAAAAGGCGGAGAAGAUGUAUGGUCGCAACUAG